AUGGUCAUCCCUGCCACCAGUGACAGCCUAGGGCACGACCCUGUGACCUGUGACCGCCUGGUGGCCCACCAGGUGGGGGAGGGGAUUUCCAUCCAGUAUGAAGUUGCCAAGGCCAACCUGACCAGAAAUUUCCAGGGGAAGUUCGACAAGUUUGUGGUCCCCUGCGUCGUUGCCAGUGGUGACAUCAAAGACUGGAAGGCAUCAGAACCUUUGAACUUCAGCCCCCACAACACUCUGUACCUGGAGCUCUGGUGUCCCACAGUGGCACCACCAAUCAUCGUGACUUCUAGCCGAGGCCAGACUGUCUUUGACUUUGGAGACAUUGCUGUGGGACACCGGGGCAUCAUGAAAGUCUCUCUGCAGAACAUCUACCCCGAGGACCUCUAUGUGGAGUACUCGGUACUGAACCCCAGUGGCCCCUUUGUGCUCCUGAACCCCUCCAGCAAGCUGCACUCGGGAGAGACGCAAGUCCUGGAGCUGUCCUUCUCGCCCCACGAGAGCAUCAUGGCUCAAGAGACGCUGAACAUCAUCACCAAGAGAGGCACCCUCACGCUCACCAUCAUGGGCACUGGCGUGGCGUCCAUGAUCACCUGCUCCAUCGAAGACAACGUCCUCAACAUGGGCUACGUCAUCGCCAGAGAGUCUGUCUCCUCCAGCUUCAAGGUGCCAUGUGUCCCGGGCCCUGGCCCAGUCUCUGGGGAGCCUUACCCAGACCUGCUGGCGCCCUGUCCCUCUGUCCCGAGCUUGCACACAGCCCCUCUCACCCUCUCCUAUGUUGCUACUCGAAUACCUGCCCCUGGGACCUGGACUUGGGUGCCUCUGGCGAGAGGGUUUGCUGGCCUCCAAGGACAGGCCUUGCUGCCACAUGGCCUCCCCACUGGUGUUCAUGGCAGCCUGGCUCUGCUGGCUCACCUGCCCGCCUGGGUGGGAGCCGGGACCAGUGCUUAA
This is a messenger RNA of Dipodomys spectabilis (banner-tailed kangaroo rat), 948 nucleotides long. Its product is annotated as cilia- and flagella-associated protein 74-like. The transcript is spliced from 6 exons. The record is from RefSeq and is a predicted model, not a curated record. The coding region runs from base 1 to 948 and encodes 315 amino acids. NCBI's taxonomy places the organism in Eukaryota, Metazoa, Chordata, Mammalia, Rodentia, Heteromyidae.